ACCAAACACGGUGAGCAACAGAGACCGUCGAAAUCAAGUGCAAGUAUCCCUCCAGACCUGCGUGCCAUGAAUCUACUAUAAUUUAAGAUACAGUCUUGCAAAGAGGAUGUCUAAAGAGGGUUCCCAUGGUUACGGUGUUCUGUCCGGGGAGGAGGAGUCCAAAGGGGUUUUGUCAAAGUCCGAUGUGCUAAACAGUCUGCACAAUGCGGGAGACAGAUUGGAUGACGAUGCUGCUGCUAGGAUAAUUGGAGGAUGCUGGAGCUCAUAUAGGGAUAAACGGCUGUUCCGUCUCCUGAAACACACAGUGUGCGCAGCGGAACACUGCCUGACCUACGAAAUCAUAAGAAAGCUCAGCCCAUCAGAAGCAGAGCUUUUAAAGGACCCUAGUAUGCAGUGCAAGGUUAGAUUCAGGUUUGCCGGAAGUGAGUUCCCUCCCAUCAUUGUGUUCAAAAUCUUCCACAAAAGCGGAGGCCAUGGAAACAAGUACAUAACCGGGAAGAGAGCGAUCCGCCCCGCGAGCGAGGCAGCAGUUGACGCAUGCAGAAUGAUGGGACACCGGAGGUUUAUUGAUCAAAUUAUACUCGAUGAAAUUCAGCGACAAGGAAAGAAAAUAGUGGAUGAAAGCGACGUGACCAGCCUGAAAGAAUACAUGCAGUACGUCAGCCACCUGGAUGAGAUGCCGGCGUACUUGGGUGGCAGGGAUAACUCGUGGAGGAAGCUGUCCUUGCAAGGGCUGCCCCGGACCACCAUCAUGUAUGACAUUGUGGAGUACGCAGAGACAGGCAGCCUGUCGGACAGGCUGAGGGGGGAGCUGCCAGGGCUGCUGGUGAGACCUCUCUCUCAGGACGCGUUGCUUUGGCAGCUCACAGCCAUCUCUAAGCUCAGUUCUCCACUCGUUCCUCAGAGCUCGAUGGCCUCUGUGCACAGACCCCCCCUACGCUCCGCUACCCCCCAGUGCUCGUCCCGGCGCUCGGGCAGGGCCCGCCAGAAAGCAGCCAAGAUGAGACGGCUCUAUGGGCUGGACAGUGACCCGGCCGAGUUUGUAUUGUUUCUGGCAGUGCUUCCUUCAUAGUGCUUAUUAAAAGGUAAUUGCAUGGAAUUCCAUUCCAUGUGACCCCUGAGCUCUAGUGGCCCCACCUACUCUCUCUAUAUGAACUGGAAUGGAGAAGCUUGCUAAAGACCGAUAACGAGAAAACAUAUGUAACAAUUGAAUAUUGGGGCGAGCCAGAAUCAUUGCAUUAUGUGGCAUUUGAAGCCAUUUACUCUUUAAAUGAUGA
Messenger RNA from Polyodon spathula (Mississippi paddlefish), 1277 nucleotides. It is a transcript of the gene c30hxorf58, whose product is annotated as chromosome 30 CXorf58 homolog. The record is from RefSeq and is a predicted model, not a curated record. The transcript has 9 exons. The coding region runs from base 107 to 1072 and encodes 321 amino acids. Lineage: Eukaryota; Metazoa; Chordata; Actinopteri; Acipenseriformes; Polyodontidae.